Molecule: messenger RNA, 647 nt
Organism: Penaeus monodon (black tiger shrimp)
Lineage: Eukaryota; Metazoa; Arthropoda; Malacostraca; Decapoda; Penaeidae
Exons: 2
Coding region: 46-480 (144 amino acids)
Source: RefSeq, a predicted model, not a curated record
ACCUUCGACCCCGCUCUACGACGUCGCUCAACCACACGCUGCAACAUGGUCUUUAAGGUCCUCUUGGUCGCAGCCGCCGUGCUCUGCCUCGGCCGGGCGUCCCCACAGAGGUACCAAGCCGUGGGCGUCCUGCAGCCACAGACUUCUCGCGAUCUGGGCAACUACGAGAACAUAGUCGCAGCCACCAUCGACGUGCUGCCAGAAAUCGUUAAGGUCUUCAGCAAGGUCACGCAGGCCCGGGGUAGGGCCAGUGAACCCCAGAUCAUCCAACGCCUCAUGAUGGACUUCAUGCCCAUCACACGCAAGGUCAUGGAGGCCACGGAGAAGGCGGAGGGCACCAAGAUCCCAGAGGACACGUACCAGGGCUUCAACGCCGCCGAGAGGGUCAUGCCGCACGUGGUCACCUUCAUGGAUCAGCUCAGGGACAUGGACUUCUUCGGACUCUCCACCACCACGAGGAGGCCCACGGAACGUCUGUAGUGAAGCCAUUCGCUCGCCUUCGUAUGAGCUCUGUAGCAGUUCCUUUGUGCAACGUCAUUAUCCCGUCUUUCUCCUAUGAGGAUUCUCAUCUUAAAACUGUCAGUCCAACCUUUAUGAAACUGUACACUAUACAAGCAAAAUAUAUAAACAUAACACCAUAAACUCAU